This is a messenger RNA of Knipowitschia caucasica, 213 nucleotides long. NCBI's taxonomy places the organism in Eukaryota, Metazoa, Chordata, Actinopteri, Gobiiformes, Gobiidae. The record is from the annotation of a GenBank genome assembly.
AUGCUCGACGUGGUUCGAGGAAUCGAAACAGACACAGACAAACGUGAUGCUCCAGACGCAGAUUUGAUGAAGUUGCUGGAUCUGAAGUCCAAAAUGUUCUACGCAAUUAUUGCUCUGAGCGAGUGUCACCAAGACGACGAGUCUGAGAACUGCAAAAUGUCCAGACACACUCUCGACUCGGACUCUGAGCUGAAACUACAGGUGGUGCUGUGA